This is a messenger RNA of Mycena indigotica, 426 nucleotides long. RefSeq lists its product as uncharacterized. The record is from RefSeq and is a predicted model, not a curated record. Bases 1 to 426 code for a protein of 141 amino acids. The transcript has 3 exons. NCBI's taxonomy places the organism in Eukaryota, Fungi, Basidiomycota, Agaricomycetes, Agaricales, Mycenaceae.
AUGUCUCCCUUACUGAACCUUCAUCGAGCGUUAAUCCGCUAUGCACCUUGUCGUGCAAAUUCGUCGAAGGAAAAGUGGGCUCAAGUUUUGAAAUGUCUAUUUUGUGGAGGCGUACCUCGGGCCAUCGUUCCUUUGUGCCCCUGCAUCCCUGGCAUUGCAUGCGUCGCAUGCCUCAUUACUCGACUGUUAGCCUGCACGGGUCCAGUUCAAGACUUUUGUGGUCGAGGCCACACAGUGGCUGUCAUGGACCUUCAAGUUGCCAGAGGGCUCUACCGCUAUACUUGCUUCAUCGGUGCACCGGCCGUGGACCAAUCCAAUGGGAAGAAGAUGGAGAACCGAGGAGCGGUUUUAUGGAAACGUGCACAAGAGAGCUAUGGGAUGGCAAUCAAACAUUACAUUACACUGGUUCACCGAGAUGACGACUAA